AGAUCAUGGAAUCAUCUGGUACACCCUCAGUGACCUUAAUAGUAGGCAGUGGUCUUUCAUGCUUGGCCUUGAUCACGCUAGCAGUUGUCUAUGCAGCGCUAUGGAGGUACAUCAGAUCUGAGAGGUCAAUAAUUCUAAUCAAUUUCUGCCUGUCUAUUAUCUCAUCAAAUAUCCUUAUCCUGGUUGGACAAACUCAGACACAUAACAAGGGCAUCUGCACCACAACCACCGCAUUUUUACACUUCUUCUUCUUAGCUUCAUUCUGUUGGGUUUUGACAGAAGCGUGGCAGUCAUAUAUGGCUGUUACUGGAAAAAUUAGGACACGGCUUAUAAGGAAACGUUUCCUGUGCCUUGGAUGGGGUUUACCAGCAUUAGUGGUUGCCAUAUCAAUAGGCUUUACCAAGACAAAAGGAUAUGGAACAGCACACUAUUGUUGGCUGUCUCUUGAAGGAGGGCUACUUUAUGCUUUCGUUGGACCUGCAGCUGCUGUUGUAUUGGUCAACAUGGUGAUUGGCAUUUUGGUAUUUAAUAAACUUGUUUCCAGAGAUGGAAUCCUAGAUAAAAAGCUCAAACACAGAGCGGGUCAGAUGAGUGAGCCUCAUAGCGGUUUGACGCUCAAAUGUGCCAAGUGUGGAGUAGUUUCAACAACAGCUUUGUCAGCCACCACCGCCAGUAAUGCCAUGGCAUCCCUUUGGAGCUCGUGUGUGGUGUUGCCACUUCUAGCCCUGACUUGGAUGUCUGCAGUUCUGGCCAUGACAGACAAAAGAUCAAUAUUAUUUCAGAUACUUUUUGCAGUAUUUGAUUCAUUACAAGGCUUUGUUAUUGUCAUGGUCCAUUGUAUUCUCCGAAGGGAGGUCCAAGAUGCAUUCAGAUGUCGACUGAGAAAUUGCCAGGAUCCAAUCAAUGCAGAUUCUUCAAGUUCUUUUCCUAAUGGACAUGCUCAAAUCAUGACUGAUUUUGAAAAAGACGUGGACAUUGCUUGUCGGUCAGUUCUACAUAAAGACAUCGGACCUUGCAGAGCAGCUACCAUAACAGGAACACUUUCAAGAAUUUCACUAAAUGAUGAAGAGGAAGAGAAGGGACCAAACCCUGAAGGAAUGAGCUAUUCCACCUUGCCUGGAAACAUCAUCUCCAAAGUCAUUAUCCAGCAACCAACAGGCCUCCAUAUGCCCAUGAGUAUGAGUGAACUGGCCAAUCAGUGCUUGAAAAAAGACAACAGCGAGUUGCGGAGGACUGUGUAUUUAUGCACUGAUGAUAAUUUGAGAGGUGCAGAUAUGGACAUAGUCCAUCCUCAAGAACGGAUGAUAGAAAGCGACUAUAUAGUCAUGCCCCGGGGCUCAGUAAAUACCCAGCCAUCACUGAAAGAUGAGAGCAAAAUGAAUAUAGGCAUGGAUACGUUGCCUCAUGAAAGACUGUUGCACUACAAAGUUAAUCCAGAGUUCAACAUGAACCCCUCUGUAAUGGACCAAUUUAAUAUCAAUUUAGACCAGCAUCUUCCCCCCCAAGAACAUAUGCAGAAUUUACCAUUUGAGCCCCGCACAGCAGUGAAGAAUUUCAUUGCCUCAGAACUGGAUGACACUGCAGGAUUAUCAAGAAGUGAAACUGGAUCCACAAUAUCAAUGAGCUCUUUAGAGAGAAGAAAAUCACGUUAUUCGGACCUUGACUUUGAAAAGGUCAUGCAUACAAGAAAGAGACACAUGGAAUUGUUUCAAGAGUUAAAUCAGAAAUUUCAGACGUUGGACAGAUUUCGGGAUGUACCAAAAUCAGGCAGUAUGGAGAACUCAGCACCAAGCAAGGCUCCAUGGGACAGUUUCAAAACUACAGGCGACUACCAACACUAUACAACGAUAAACGUAUUAGACACAGAGGCAAAAGAUGCUUUAGAACUCAGACCAGCAGAAUGGGAGAAGUGUCUGAACUUGCCUUUAGAUGUGCAAGAAGGUGACUUCCAAACAGAAGUUUAACAAAACCGAAAAUGAACUGGACAGAACAAAGACAAAACAAAAAUAAUUCAUUGCACUGACAAUGAAGAGACUUUGGGAAUCCUGACGCUCCUGUCUGAACAUUGUGACUAUUUUAUGUCAGGCUCUUCCUGUGCCAAAUGUCAGUGCGUUUUUUCGUACAGUAUAUUCCCACUAGCGCGGCUAGUGGAGAACCAGGUGUACAAUUCUUACCAUCGUGUGUUGUAAGUACCCGUGGAAUGGAUUUGUAAGGUAAUCUUUAUAGAUAAACCUCAAGCAACGAUUCAUGUUGUAACAGCUUCAUUUGGUUUAGUUUUCAAAAAACUUCACCAUGAAGCACAAUGUAUAUAUUUAUGCAGUUUUUAAAGUUUAUAACAGUCUGUUUGGCCAUUACUACACUUUUUACUUUAUAAUAUAAAAGCAAAGUUUUUGUCAUUAAAUGAAUGUCUGUUGAGCUACAUUCUUCAUUGCUUUAAAUGCAAUAAAGUAAUAAUCUCACUUUUAUAUGAAUAAUAUAUUUCACAUCUUUAUUAUUGCAGUUUUCUCUGGAAAGCUCAGAGUAGCUUUCCCUGCUGCAACUGUGUAUAAAAUAUUUAAAAUGUUGUAUGGUGUAAAUAAACCUUUGUCUACA
Merops nubicus (carmine bee-eater) is the source of this 2592-nucleotide messenger RNA. Its product is annotated as brain-specific angiogenesis inhibitor 3. The record is from RefSeq and is a predicted model, not a curated record. Gene Ontology annotation, molecular function: G protein-coupled receptor activity. The transcript has 14 exons. Gene Ontology annotation, cellular component: membrane; postsynapse; synaptic cleft. Bases 6 to 1964 code for a protein of 652 amino acids. Lineage: Eukaryota; Metazoa; Chordata; Aves; Coraciiformes; Meropidae. Gene Ontology annotation, biological process: negative regulation of angiogenesis; adenylate cyclase-activating G protein-coupled receptor signaling pathway; neuron remodeling.